UCACGCAGAAACGCACAUCCAAGCGAGUCACACACAUACACACACAUACACACACAUUCCACCGGUGACUCUGUAGUCAUCGCUUUGCUUCCAGAUACCGACGUGCUUUUGGAUUUAGCAGCCGGUGCGUCCUUUCAGCGAUGGUGUAAGGAGCUGCCAGAGGAUGCUGAAGAAAUGUUAAUUUCUUGAGCAGGAGUCAGAACGCUGACAGCAUGGGAAGAUUUUGCCCUCUCAGCACACAGCAUACAAACACCUCUCAGAGGACAUGUUGGAUUGACGGUAAACUCUCUGGAACACUGAGAAACACAUCGGAAUGUCACAGUUUCUUACAGCAACUGGAGUUAAUGUGAGACCACUUAUACAGAGAUGUUAGCAUCAACUCUACAAUGAUGGGGAUUUAAAGGAGGGGUCCACCUGAAAACUAAAAGGGACAGAGCCCCGAGGCUCUGGAACGACCUGCCCAAGGAAAUCAGAGUCUGUAGCUCUCUGCUCAGGGACAGUCUUCUGCAGCCCUUCUGUGAUCACAGGCCUACCUGGCAUUUCUCAUCCAUAUCCUUCUUCUUUCCAUUCACCCAUCUUUCCCCGUUAUGAAAGGCCUGUCCAGUAGCCGGGGUCACCAUCAUGUGGUCUCCUAUGAACCAUCAUAUGAUCCACUGGGUCACCAUGUUGACCGCAAGCCAUAUUUGAUCAGUCAGAUGGACAUGCCUGUGCCCAUUCCCAUGCCACAUCCAGCUGAGCUGCCCUACUACAAUGCUCAGCGCACCUCAUACCCCUCUGACAGCAACAGCAUCGUCCCAUAUGGAACCUUCCCCAGGAGGUGCCACUCUACCUCCUCAUCUCACCAUCCUGAGGUAAAGGAUGAGUGUAUGGCCAUGGUACCAUAUGUAGGAGGAGGAGGAGGAGGAGGUGGUGGAGGAGGAGGAGGUGGAGGAGGCUAUGGGGGUAAAACGCCCACUCGGGUACCAGCAAACUUUGUGGACCCGUUUGAACGUCAGCCAUCAUUUUCCAGAGAUGGCUACCAUACAUUGCAAUACAAACGAGGGGUGCAGGCCCACAGUGGGGGGAUGGGGGCCAACAACAACAAUGACAGUCCAGGGAGAAUUCGCCAUCUUGUCCACUCAGUCCAGAAACUCUUCACCAAGUCACAUUCAUUGGAAGGGCCACACCACACACAGUCCUCCAAGGGGGCCAAUAAUGGGAGUGUUAAUGGUGGUGGUGGUGGCGGUGGAGGAGGUGGUGGUGGUGGCUCGAGGGCCAGCCCAGAAGGUGAAACUCCACCAGUGGGAGUGCGCCACCGGAAACGCAGUAAGAGCCGUGAGCGCUGUAGAUCAGCAGAGCCCAAGCAUCGAAGCCACCACCACCACCACCACCAGCUCCACGGCUCAGCAUCUGCUCCAGGCUCUGGAUACUGGAGCUCAGAUGACAACCUGGAACGGGAGCUGUGUCUCUACCACCCUCACCACCACCAACCUCCACCCUCACCCUCCCCCUCCAUUUCCCCCUCGCCUAUUGCCAUGACAAUAAGCCGGUAUCCCGGCAACAACCCAGACAAGUUCCCCCAGACUCCCCUCCCCAGUCUCUCCUCCUCGCAGUCCCAGCAGUACUUCAUGAUGGACCCUUACGGCACACUAAACGAGCACACACACACCCACGCACACCAUGGCCACACACACCACCAUUCUGCACUCAAAGUCUCCCGGAGCAACAACGAUGUGAAGUAUGCAGCGUCGACAGCAUGUGUGCCAAUUAGUGGUAGCAGCAAUAACAGCGGUGGCGGUAUCGGUGGAGGAAGUGGCUCCUUGCUUCCAGUGGGUCUUGUGGACGGGCCCCUUGUGAAGAAAGGGCCAUGGUCAUCAAGCCUAACGGUGAGCAGGGCCCGAGAGGUCUACACCAACAACAGCAGCCACAACCAGCCACGAGCCAGCGCAGGAUCCGGUAACCUAAACCUAGAUAGAGCUCUAGUCAAAUCUAAGGGCAGUCAGCAGCAGGAGCGCGCUUGCCAUUUCUUACAGGUACCUCAGGAUGAAUGGAGCAGCUUCUCUCCUCUAGGGAAGGAAGAUGACAUCCCCUGUCGGAGGAUGAGAAGCGGCAGCUAUGUGAAAGCCAUGGCUGAGGAUGACAGCGGAGAUUCUGAUGGAAGUCCCAAGCCCUCUCCCAAGAUCCAAGCUCGGCGGGCCAGCUACCUGAAAGCCACACAGCCAUCACUGACUGAGAUGACCACUCUACAGAUUUCAGCUGAGCACUCCCCCAAACUGCAGAUCAGGAGCCACAGUUACCUGCGUGCGGUGAGUGAGGUUUCAAUCAAUAGAAGCCUGGACACCCUGGACCCCAAAACCCUCCUCGACCCCAAAUCACUGCUGUCCUCACCCCAAUACCGCUCACGCAAUGAAAGCUACAUGAGAGCCAUGAGCACCAUCAGUCAGCUGAGUGAGGUGGAAGUAAAUGGGCAGAUUGAGCAGGUGUGUGAGCAGGUCUACAGUGAGAUGCAGUCUCAGGCCAUGGAGGCUGCCAUGGACAGCAUGGACAACAUGGACACACUGCCUAUGCCGGGAUGCUUCCGGAUGCGGAGCCACAGCUAUGUAAGAGCGAUUGACCAGGGCUGUGGGGAGGAGGAAGGAGAAGGAGGGAGACCACUGCUUCUGUUACCAUCCUCCCCACCACGUACAUCUGCAACCACCGUCAGGACCAUCCAGAGCAGCACAGUUUCAUCUUGCAUCACCACUUACAAGAAAACUCCUCCUCCAGUGCCACCCAGAACUUCAACCUGCUCCACAGCCUCCAAGCCAUACAUCUCCAUUACAGCCCAGAGCAGCACAGAGUCUGCACAGGAUGCCUACAUGGAAGAAGAGGGACCUAGAGGUGACAUGACCAUCCAAUCAGGGCUCAGUAACUCCACAGAAAGCAUUGACAGCAUGAAGGCCUUGACAGCUGCCAUAGAGGCUGCUAAUGCUCAGGUCCACGGACCAGCCAGUCAGCAUGUCAACAAUAGCACCAUGACAGUCAACACCACCAUCCCCUCAGUCCUGAGCAGGGGGCAAGUAGUUGAAGACCACCGGGAUGAUUAUAGGAAAGAUGCGCUCAGGAAGGGAAAAUGUCUCUCCAUAGGCAUCCAGGUUGACGGACCAGAGGAUGUUCCAGAUCCAGAGGACCCCUCCAAGUUCACCUCUGUAGGUGUGCAAGUGGAAGAUGACAGAGGGUAUCGUCGGUUCCAGCGCUCCAAUAGUGUGACAGCAGCUGUGCAGGCAGAUCUGGACAUGCCAGACCUACUAGACACACCUAUAAACUCCCCGGACACUGACAUGGAAGUACUGUCAUCUCGUGCCAUCCCUCGGCAAUAUUCCCGCGAUGCCGCCACUUCCACCGUCAGCAUCCAGGGCUCAGGGAACCACUACCAUGCCUGUGCCUCUGAUGACUAUGAGGAUGUGGGCUUUGACCCAUCCAUCCUUCCCCCUCCAGACCCAUGGAUAGACAGUGUAACAGAUGACCAACUUGAUGUCAGUUUCAACAGUUCUGCUAUACUGGAGGUGGUGCAGAGAUCAGUUUGCCAGAGAGAUGGACGGUGGUUUCUGAAGCUGCUGCAGGCUGAAACCGACCGCAUGGAAGGCUGGUGUCGACAGAUGGAACUCGACCAGCGGGAGAAUGACCUGCCUGAAGACAUCCUAGAGAAGAUGAGAAGUGCUAUGGGAAGUGCUCAGCUUCUGAUGUCCCAGAAGUUUGAGCAGUUCAGGGAGCUGUGUGAGGAGAACCUGAACCCCAAAGCCCACCCUCGUCCAGUAGCCUCAGAUCUGGCUGGUUUUUGGGAUAUGCUUCAGUUGUCAAUCGAGAACAUAAGCCUCAAAUUUGAUGAGCUUCACCAGCUCAGAGCCAACAACUGGCGGCCCUUGGAUCCCCCAGACAGAAAGGAGAGGCGGCUCCCACCUCCAGUGCCAAAAAAGCCACCCAAGGGCCCCCAACAUCACCCCCCUCUGGCCAGAGACCGCUCACUGGAAAGCUCAGAGAAACAGCGGCAGGAGGCCAGGAAGCGCCUGAUGGCCGCCAAGAGAGCGGCAUCUGUACGACAAAACUCAGCUACAGAGAGUGCUGACAGCAUCGAGAUCUACAUCCCUGAGGCUCAGACAAGGCUAUGAGGACACUGCCAGAGCCACAUAGGGUUGACACGCAGUACACACCAUUCACACAGAACACAACAAAUGUAUGGUUGUCCACACAAAGGCAAAUGGGUUUAGACGCAUCUGGAUAUAUUAUUUCAUUAUGCACAAUGCACUCUGAGGAUAAAUAGAGCUGGAACAUUGAUGGAACAUGUGCCCUUUCCCAAUGCUCACCUGUCUCCUGACUGAUUUAGUUACCUGUAAAUGUAACCAUGCUUCCUCUUGAUCCAAACUCAUGGUCCACAUGGUCCAAACUCGGUCAUGUUUAAACAUUCUUUAGAGCAGCUACGUGGCAGACACCCCAAAAUUGGUUUUAAAAUUUCAGUUUAUAUUCAUCAGUUUUCACAGAGUGAGUGUAUAGUAGGGAACACUCUCCUGACUGGAGUUUCACAGGUGUGAUUUAUCUCAUGAUCAGGUGUUGAACCAUAACAUGAGUUUGACUUAACAAGUUUACAUAUCUACAGAGGAAGCGGGUCUUCUUCCACGGGGUAUAGCACGUUUAUGGACUGUCUAUAAAUGAGUGGCUGUGCUUUCCAGGUCACAAAAAUGAAAUCAGCCAACCUAAUCUUUAGCUCCACUAGACUCGUGUUCAAAAUGUGUCAACUCCUCUCAUUAAAUCCCUUAGAUAAAUUUCUCCAAAAGUUAUCAUGGUAUAUUAGCUAAUUUUAUCACUUUUGAAAGGACUUGCUGAAUCAGGUAGUUCAUAUUAGGCCUCACACAGACACUUGCUCAAAUAUGAUCACUCCUGACUCCAAAGUAACAAAGGUGGUGAUUGGUUUCAUAAGGGUAGCCCAAAAUCCAGUGGGUGAAGUCACUGUGGUUAUGUCAGUUUGUUGCCAUGUUGCAUUGCAAUAGUAACCAGGAACAGAAAAACUCAUUCUAGCACCUUUUAUGUUUUUUACUUAUGUUUUUGUAGCCUCUGUAGGUCCCACACAGGAGACGGGAAGGCAUGGGGUCAGAUGCCUGAAAUCUGCACCGCUAAAUGGUGACGCUAUGAAAUCCAAACGUUCAUUCUUUUAAUUGUUUAGGGUUAUCAGCUGAACAGAUUUGGUUAGAUCAUACAGGUGUCUUUUAAAUGCCUUUUUAACUUGUACAAAUGUGUACUGCACAGAAGUGAUGGACAAUCUUACAUAUACACACAGAAGUAAUAAUGAUCUUGUGUGACAUGAAAAUACUUCACAUGUCACUCACACAUAAUGAACACAUGAGUGCUCACAGGCAAUUUCUUUGGUCUUGUGGCUGAAUGAACACUGCAGACUGGUGUAGUAUAAAACAGCGUAUCACUCCCCCCUCUGGAGAAUGCCAUGAUCACGAUUGUUCAUCUUCCUCUCCAUCUCCACGUAAUUAUCAACUAGUAUUUUCUUCCUCUAGAUGAACCCUCUUAAAAAUGACUGAAAUGUUUUAAGAAGAUCUCUGUUAUUUUGCAAAUUUCAAUACAAUUUUAUAGUUUGGACAUCUUUCUGUGGACAAAGUAGCAGUUUAACAGCUCCAAUACUAGUCAGAGACACUGCUAACACAAGCCUUCAGACAACUUAACUGGAACUUUUCCAUAUUUGAGUUGUUUCAAGCCUGUCUGACAUGGUUGCUCUGUCUCUGCAGUUCAAUGCUGUGCUGACCAAAACGACAAAAAAAUAAACUUAUAAAUAAACAGAAUUUUAUUUUAAUGCUUCUUGUGUAAGCAGAAAGCCUUCACAUGAAUUAUUAAGUGCUCAUACUGUCAGAAAGGCAGCAGUGUGUCAUAAAAGUGUUUGUAUCACCACCUGUGCACAGGUUUGCAAAUUCUCCCUUUCUUUGGUUUGACUUUAGUUUGUUUCUCCUUGUUGGCUUUCAAGGUGAUUUGUCUUUUACCGGGUACAUUUAUACUGAAACAGUGUUGGGUAGAGUGCAUUGAUGGUGCUGAGAGAGAUACAGUACAUACAGUUGUGGUCAGACGUUUACUUACACUCAUCAUGGGCAUGAAUAUCAUAGUAAUUUGGGGCUUUUACUCAUUUCUUUUAACUGUUCUUUUUCAAGGGUGGAAUGCCUGUACCACAUACAUCUUUAAUGGACUUAAAAAACAAGUUUGAGUUUAUUUUGGAUUUUCUUUCAUCCACACAGGGUCAAAAUUAUACAUGCAACCUCAAACGCGUACUCCUACGUGUUAUUUGGUUAAAUGUCCCCUUAGCAAGCUGCACCUCGACCAGAUGCUUUUGGUACUCAUAAACAAGCUUCUGAUAUAAUUUUGGCUGGAUGUUUGAGUACUGUUCUUGACAGAAUUGAAAAAGUUCAUUUAAAUGAGUUAGUCAGUUUGUCCACACAUUUACAAUAGGGUUCGAGUCCAAGGAUUUGGGGAGACCAUUCCAGAAUCUUAAUGUUUUCCUGCUUUAUCUAUUCCAAAAAGUUUUGAUUUGUGUUUUUGAUCAUUGUCUUUUUUUCACCCAUCUAGCUGUUGGUUCGAGUUGAAGUUGAAGGGUUUGGAGGUUGUCCUCCAUUAUUCCAUCCACUUUGUGCAAUGUACCACUGGCAGCAAAAAAGCCCCAGCGCAUGAUGCUGCCACCACCAUGCUUAACAGCUGGUGCUAUUAACGCUACAAGCAUCACCUUUACUCCUCCAAGCAUAGCUCUUGUUAUUGUGGCCAGAUUGCUCAAUUAAUGUCUCCCUGGUCUUAAAACAUUCACCAGAAGGUUUUCCAUUUGGGCAACUGCAAAUUUCAGUCAAGCUUGAAGGUUUCAAUUUUGGAGCGUAGACUUUUUUCUUGGUCAGCAGCCUUUGAUCCUCAGCUAUUUAAAACGCACUUUACCAUGGACAGUGACACUGGUGUUCCAGCAGUUUACAGCUCAUGCCAGGCUUGAGCCUGAGUGGUUCCUGGGUUGUUCCUGAAUAUCCUGAGUAAUUUCCUCUCAUUUGAGGGUGAAGGUGGUAACACAUCUGAAGAACUUGUACUGAUGUACAGUUGUUUGAAGUGAUGAUUUGGAAACUGUAGUGGUUUAGAAAUGGCUUUAACAGAUUUUCCAACUUGUAUAAAUUUAUAAUUCUCCUUAGAUCUUCACUGAGUUCCUUAGACUUUACCACUGCUCUAACUAUUCAUCAAUCCAGUAGGUGCUGGAAAAUCAUUUUUAUGCUUCAAAGAACAACUACCACUUGCUGUCAGACAUGAUCACUAAUGAGAAGUUGAUAUGUAAGUGGACGGGUUCUUAUAUAGCACUUUUCUACUCUACUUGAACACUUAAAGCACUUUAUACGACUUGCCACAUCAUCUACAUCUACAUACAAGUGAUUCCUACGUUACAUUCAUACACACAUUAGACAGCAUCAGACAGCAUCCUGCCCAAGGAUACUUAGACAUGAGACUGGAGUAGCCAGGGAUUGAACCACCAACCUUCCAAUCAGUACCAUGACCCUGUAUGGAUUAGAGAAAACAAAAAAAAAAUCAAAAUAAAUUCAAACUUGUGCACUCAAUUCUUUUUUUUAGUUUUCUAAAAUAAUUCCACCCUGGAAAAGAAAGAACAGUAGAAAAAAGAAAGAAAGAAAGAAAUGUGAUCAUGAAAAGCUCCAAAUUUCCAUUACAUUUAUGCCCAUGAUGAGUUUAUGCAAACUUCUAACCUCAACUGUAACAGAUGACCUUGCCAUGAUUUGAAGCUGAAGUAAAGCCACAGUAGUUGUGCACUAAAAGUGUUCAGCUGAUCACCCUUUACAUUUGUUUACAUUCACUGGCUAAAGACUGAGGUAAAAUACUGAAAUUUAUUUGGGUUAAAACUAAUAAUGACAUUGAUAUAAGCUUACUUGAGCUGUUUAAAAAUGUAUCAUAUGUUUUUGGACAGAAGGGGCUCAAAAUUUAGUUUUCAGUAGUCAUCCAGUGAUAUCCAUAUAUAUUGUAAUUUAACCACAACUAUUAUCUUUUCCUAAAAUAGCCAAGUAGCUAAGUAGGUUUAGUGCCUGGUCAAACAGUGAGUGAAAACAAAGUUCAAGUGUAAGACUAAUAGAAAAAUUUGACAGCCAGUGAUCUUGUGUGGGAUGUUAACUCUGGGCUUGUACAAAAAAAUCCUCUAGCUUGUGUUACCAGGCCAUAAAGUAAACUUUAUUGCAUGUGAUUCUGACUACAAAAGACAACAAAUUCAUGACAGAAGCAGAAAUUAUGAUUCGGUUGGUUAAUAAUCUACAAUGUAAAAUAUUCCUGUUGGAUUAUAGUUGCAAAAUUAAAAUAGAAGUUUUUAAUUUGAGGGUUGAAGAGAGGUGGUAAGCCAUUUGAUUCUGUCAUGAAACUCUCAGAAGCAGCUAGCAGCUACUUCAUUCAUGAAAAGCUGUUUGCUCACCUUUUGGUGCCCCAAGUUGAGUUCAAUGGGGCAUUCGCACCAUAUGCAAAGUGAAAGUACUUGUGAAUUCAGCCGCAUUAGGAACUCAAAUAUUAGCCCUUGUUAGCCAACAGGAUGAGGAAAAGUACAGACAAUAGUUGGAAUCAAGACAAAGAAACAUAUUUUCACACCUUAUCAUGAAGCCCUCUAUGCCCUUUUUUAAAUUUGCUAUCUUUACAUCAGAUAUUUGAAACAGAUGGUUCCAGCUGCUCUCAAUAAAUUUGUCUUCUACUUCUGGAGGCUUCAGGAGAGAAUUCACAGUCAGUGGUAGAAUUCCAUCUAAUGGGUUUUUGCAACUCAAUUUUGGGCCAAAUGCAUUUCAGUUUGCCUGAUUACAUAGACUCUGUGUGUAAUUGCACCUUAUGAAUACUUUUCUUAAAGUUUGGUGAAAAUGCAUCAUAACCCUGAUGAUGUCAUCAGGUUUAUUGUAGUUUGGGCUCGUUAAAAACACAUCGUUUGGUGGUGUUAAUAAAGAGACACUGUCUGAUACUAAUGGGUAAAAGUUUGAAAAUCACACCCACGUUGCUUUGAUUCUGACUAUUUUGGCUCUUUGGAAUUAAAAUAUGUCAGUGUGCAGUGCCAAAGUCUUGGAGUACCCAGAAAGAAAACAGACUGAAGCUUAUUAAGCUCAGUAUGUUUGGACUGAUCACAUUUUUGCAGAUUUCUCCUUCAACAGAAGUAACUUUAGUCAAAGAGGCGAACACUCAGUACUGACAUGAAAUUGCUGCCUGUUACUGCUUACACAUAAUGAGACAUUUUGACCUGGGUACUAAAAUGCCAUGAGAAGACAUUCCAGAUUCAUCUGGGUUUUAGAUUUGACUUCUUGGCUAAGAAGCUGCUUCAUCAGUGACAAAGGAAAAUGUUUAGGGCCAAGCUGAUUCUCUCUGAGCCACUUCAUGUUGUUAAACUGUGAUAAUGACAUUUAUACUACUACAACUGCUAUGUAUACCAACAUGUAUCUAUUAACAAACUGCCAUUCAUUUCUUCAACAAUCUGGAAAUCAUAAGUAGGAUUCAGAGAAUUCUACAGAUGAUUCUAAGAUAAUAAUGAUGAAGUGUUGUUAAUGAAAGUAUUCUGUAUUAUUUUCUUCUUUUGUAAUGAUGAGGUGUGUGUGUUAGCGUGUGUGGUGAAGGAACGUAAUUUUGUACAGGAUUUGAUUACCUCUGUGUUUUAAUGAUAAUGACAGUGAGCCAUAUUCAGCGUAAAACACCUUUCUUAUCAAGAGGAAAGGGCCAUACCACUGCAGAUUGAAUAUGCUUUGGAUUUUUGGUUUUUGCAUUUACAGAAUCAUUUCUUUUGUAUUCCAGUAGCAAGCUUACUGUCUGUGAGUUUGGGGAGACAUGUUGAGUGCGGACAACAUGACACAAAUGUGAGCAGGAAGCAGGGAGACAUACAUUUUUAAUGUCCUGUAUUAAAAUUUGCACGUUUCUCAAAUUAAAGUGUUGGUUGGACAUGCAGAAAUAACUGCUAAAUAAAAGCCCAAACUUGAAACUAAGAUUAUUAAAAGUGAUGAAGCAUAAAAACAAAAAUGUUAAAGAACUGUGGAAGAUCAGGGCUGCCAGAAAAAAAUGUAAAGAAAAUAUCUCUCUGUUUUUUUGUAUCUGUGACAAACAGACAUGACAUGACAAACAAGAGGAGAAUGUUCUGUGACUGAUUUGCUAACAUUGCACUAACUCACUGGCAGUACAAGUUAAUUUCAAUAAUGACAACCUCUCGAGAGCAGUGCAAAUUAGCAGGUCAAAAAUGAGAAUGAUAUCAGAUAUGUUAAGCUAUAUAUUAAAAUUCACAAGAAGAUCGAGUGAUUUUAAUGAUUCUCUAACAGGAAAGAAAGCAUGCUGGAGUUGCUCAGGCAGGUCAUUCUACAAUUGAGGAGUGCAGCAAAUGCUCAGUCAUGCUUUGUCUUUAAGCGUGAAGUGGGAGCAGUUCUCGGGUUCCUGGUGAGGAGUGCUUGCUGCACUCUGGUUUGUAUGAAGACAGCAGUUCCAAAAUGCAUUGUGGAGGCACACAUUCUGAACAGUUUAGAAUCUAUUGAUUGAUUUGUGGUUGAUAUCUGUUAAAGGGUUUUAUAUUUAACUACACUAAAAACUGAAAAUAGAUCUGCAAAAAAUGAAUGAACUAAAAUGGAAUAAAUAAUACAGAAGAAGUAUUAAUAUUUGUUAGUUUGGUCAAAUGAUAUCACAGCUUGCCUGAUGAGACUUUGUUGGAUGUGUUUGCUAAGACUCUAUAAGAGUGAGUCACCACUUUAAAAAUUCUCUGUGUUUUUAUUGUAAUACCUAUUUUGAUUUUCCAAAAUCUUGUUUCUGAUAUAUGCCUGGCAUACCAUAAUAAUUAGGAAGACUAAAAUUAAGACCCAGACAAAUAGAAACAAUAAACCCAAACAUUUUCAAGCAAUUAAGACAAACUGGAAACUAAAGUGACGUAAGUUAGAAUGAAAUAAACGUUAAUUAGAAAAAACCCUCAAAGAUGUAAUAAUUCUGGUUUGUUAAAAGAAUGAAAUAAACGUAUGAAUCAUAAAUGUAAAGAAAGUGAUAUUCCUCAGGUGGUAGAAGCAGGACUGAGUGACCUGAAAAGUCAGAUUAGACUCAAAUAGGACUCCCAACUCAUAGAGGACUGAUGACUCCUAUUUUGUAAAUAUUUAGUUGAAUUUUACUAAAGAAAUUGAAAAUACCUUUAUUUUUAAAAGAGUUUAAAGAGUUGAUCGUCACUGACAUAGCAAUGAAAUGAAUUUUUUCUCUAUACAGUGUGGCCAAGUAGCAGUAUAUAGUAUAAAAUUAAAUGGGAAAAGAAAUAAAAAUUUUGCAAUUUCUGUUUUAGUUUCUGUCUUUUUAGUUUUUUAAUAUUAGCAGUUCUGGACAUUCAUACAUUCAACUUUAGAUAUACUGAUGCUGAACAUCUCUGCAACUCCAACCAGUGGCGGAUUUGAGCUCCCUGAUUCUCUGCGUUUUUCCUCAGGAAGGAACGGGAAAGAACAGGUCAUUUUUAAAAUCAGGGUCUCCCAGACAUGUUGAUCUGUUAAUCACAGUCUGUGUGUAUGUGCGCACAUGUGUGUGUGUGUGUGUGUGUGGGUGUGUGUGUGUGUGUGUGCAUUCAAAAUUUGGAUGUGUAUCAUUUGUAUAUAUAUAAAACCAUGUCGAAGAUACACUGGAUGCAAGGUCUCUAUAAAGUGCUUCCUGAGUCUCUUGUUUUCUAUGUUGGGCCUUCCCUCUGUAUGGUCUGGUAGCCUCAUAGAGUCAUUCUGUAAAUUAACUCUCUACUUAUCCCUGCAACCGAUUUCUGGUGUUUGUACAGAAAAUGAUAAGGGUGUUUCAUAACGCAUGCAGACACAAUAUUAGUACUUACAAAUCUAUAUCUAAGUUGAAAACAUGUAUUUGGUUUAUUUAUGAUCUUAUUUAUUGAUUUUCUAAAAUAUGAAAUUCUGUUGAAGUGGUCUGUCAUGCUCUUAUGAUCUUAUGUUGUAUUGUAGAGAGAUGAUUAUAUGUCCAUAACUAUUGAUCAGCCCAUAAUAAAAUAA
Pelmatolapia mariae (spotted tilapia) is the source of this 11990-nucleotide messenger RNA. RefSeq names its product discs, large (Drosophila) homolog-associated protein 1a (gene dlgap1a). The record is from RefSeq and is a predicted model, not a curated record. Gene Ontology annotation, molecular function: molecular adaptor activity. Gene Ontology annotation, cellular component: postsynaptic specialization; glutamatergic synapse. Gene Ontology annotation, biological process: signaling. Bases 588 to 4127 code for a protein of 1179 amino acids. NCBI's taxonomy places the organism in Eukaryota, Metazoa, Chordata, Actinopteri, Cichliformes, Cichlidae. The transcript has 18 exons.